AUGGCUUUCCAAGAAGAAGCCCCUGGAUCCACCAAGAUCUUUGUUGAAGCAAAAGAAGCCACUCGCUUCGUCGAAGCUAUUCUGAGCGGAAACGGAGUGCCUGCCGAGAAUGCCGCCAAAGUCGCCAAAUACCUUGUCGCCGCGGACUUGCGAGGCGUCGAUACCCAUGGUAUCAACCGCAUCCCAUCAUACAUGGAGCGCAUCCGAAAAGGCGUCCUCAACCCAGCUGCGCAGCCCCAGCUCCGUCAAGUGACGCCUGUCGUGGCACACGUGGACGGCCAAAACGGCUUCGGUUUCGUCGCGGCCCACGCUGGCAUGGCGGCGGCCAUUGAGUCGGCUAGAGUCUAUGGUAUAGGCAUGGCGAGCGUCGCGCACUCGAACCACUUUGGCAUGAGCGCCUGGGUCGUCCAACAGGCUCUGGAUGCCGACAUGAUGAGCCUCGUCUUCACCAACUCGAGCCCCGCGCUGCCCGUCUGGGGCGGCCGCAGCAAGCUCAUGGGCGUCUCGCCCAUCGCGUGCGGCGCCCCCGGCGGCGACAGACCCUUCAUCCUCGACAUGGCGCCUUCCGUGGCGGCCCGGGGCAAGAUUUACAAGGCCAAACGCAGGGGCGAGAAGAUUCCGCUUGAUUGGGCGCUCGACGCCGAGGGCAGGCCGACGGAUGACCCUGAAGCCGCUCUUGGCGGCGUCAUGUUGCCGAUGGGAGGACCCAAGGGAUCGGCGCUGUCAAUAAUGAUGGACGUCUUCUCGGGCGCCCUCUCAGGGUCUGCGUUUGCAGGCGGUGUCACGAACCCCUACGAUCCGUCCAAGCCGGCUGAUGUUGGGCACUUCCUUAUGGCUAUCAAGCCUGACCUGUUCAUGAGCCUCGAGGACUUUCGCGCCCGCAUGCAGCACCUUUACGAUCGGGUCGUCGGCUCGGAAAAGGCGGCCGGCGUGGAGAGAAUUUAUUUCCCGGGCGAAAUCGAGCAGCUGAUGCAAGAGGAGCGAGAGAGGACAGGCAUUCCCUUUGUGGGUGCCGAGAUUGAAGCAUUAAAUGAGGAGGCUGCGCGAGUGAGUGCCGAGCUCAUAGUCACCAAAUCUUGA
This is a messenger RNA of Verticillium nonalfalfae, 1080 nucleotides long. RefSeq lists its product as uncharacterized. Gene Ontology annotation, molecular function: oxidoreductase activity. The coding region runs from base 1 to 1080 and encodes 359 amino acids. The transcript is spliced from 2 exons. NCBI's taxonomy places the organism in Eukaryota, Fungi, Ascomycota, Sordariomycetes, Glomerellales, Plectosphaerellaceae. The record is from RefSeq and is a predicted model, not a curated record.